Dentiscutata heterogama is the source of this 2326-nucleotide messenger RNA. NCBI's taxonomy places the organism in Eukaryota, Fungi, Glomeromycota, Glomeromycetes, Diversisporales, Gigasporaceae. The record is from the annotation of a GenBank genome assembly.
ACCACAUCCUAAUCGAAUAUCUUGUGGACCAAGCUCUGAUCGGGAAUUGGAACUGGAACAGGUAAAUCAAGCUUUAAGAGAUGAGUUAUCUAACGAAGUUUCAAUUAAUAGGUCGAAUGAGAAAUACAUAAAUGAGCUGGAGCGUAAAUAUACCAGAUGUGAGAAAGAAAUCCAAUCUCUUAACGAAGAACUGGAACGGCUCGAGAAUGCUUCAGAUGAGGAAAGGGCAGAGUUAAGAUCAGAAAACUCUAGCCUUUGUAUACAAAUCUAUAAUGCCAAGAAAGAGAUUCGAGAUAAGGUAUCUCACAUUGCUAAUAUAGAAAGACAGUUUCAAGAAUUGGAAGAGCGAGUUCAAAAUCUGAGAUAUAGAAUCAAAGUUAUUUCUUCCAGAAGAAGCUCUCCAAGCUUAUAUAAUUCAGAAAAGGAAGAUACAGAUAUGGCACAUUUAGAUCCCUUUACAAAUAUUACUAGGGGGGUUAACUCGACUCGAAAACUAUUUCAGAGGACAUGGUACACCAUUAAACAAUCCUGCCAAUAUUGUCCAAGAAUAGAUCGGGAUUUAGAUAAUAUUGCAAAUCAACGAGAUGCUCAAGAUGCUCAAAUAGUACAAUUACAGCAGGAUAUUAAUGGCUAUAGACAACGAAAUGGAGAUCUUCAAAAUCAAGUUAACCAGCUUACUCAAGAACAAGACACCUUUCAAGCUCAAGUAGCCCAACAACAACAAAACCUUGGAUUAUUAAAUCAGCAAAAUAUUGUUUUUCAAAGACAAAUAGAGGAGAUAGAAAAAUAUCGCAAUUUUUGGAAGUUGAAUGCUAUCUAUAUCAAAACUCCAAAAGACAGACGUAUUAGUUCAUUGUUACAUCAACAAUUUGCAUUACAGCUCCUGAAUAAGCGAUCAAACCAGCAAUUGGAACGGCAGUUGCGACAAUGCCAUAAUGAUAGGGUUUUCUUACAAUUUUGUCGAUUAUCAGCAUAUUUAGCUGGUAUAGAUAUAAAUCCAGUUGGUGGAGCUCGAGAUAGAGCAUUUGGUAUUCUUCGAGGAUAUUUAUCUGGAUCAGCAUUAGAUUGGUUUGAUCGAAAAAUUCUUGGUAAGCGGUGGGAACUUCAUAAUAUUCUUGCAAAUCAUGGACAAGCUAACAUAGCUGGUAUUCAAGGGCGUACUAUGGCACAGAUGAACACUUCUAAUAGUUUUAGAAAUCCCUCAAUUGCCCAUACCUAUGCUAAUGUUCCUGCUAAUAAUGCUGUAAUGAUUGGUAAUUCAAUGAUUCCUGCUGAAAGUUUUAAUGAAGAUUGGAGAUUGGCUGGAGGGCGACCAUCAGAUAGACCUGCCAAUGCAGUGAAUGCAGGUAAUAAUAAUGCUAUAAUAUUAGAUAAUAUACGAAUUGGACAGGCAUUAUAUUGGCUCAAGAAUGAAUAUCCUACUGUACUUAGUGAAAAACGCAGUCUAGUGUUUGGAUCAUUGGUACAAGGCGAUGACCCUUUAGGAACAUUUUAUGCAAAACUUAGAAAAUAUGGUAAUAUGUUAAAUCAUGAUGAGAAACAAAUCAAAGGUCAAUUUUUACGUGGCUUGUCGUCUGAUCUAGAGGAUGAUGCAGAUCGUAUUGGCACUGAACAACCUUUAGAAGAUCUUUUUACAACAUUGGAACGAAUUGAAACGCGUAGAUUGGAAAAAAGACUAGGAUUAACAUCUAAAAUUUCACAAUCGAAAUAUAAAUCAUCUCCAUCUAAAGGUUCAAAGAAUAUUUAUUCUGGAGAUACUGGUUUAACUGAAGCGGAUGUGGAAAGAAUUGUGAAAGCUCAAAUGACCUCAAUACAACCGACUUCUCCACAUUUACAGUCUUCAUCACAACAAAUUUCUCAGCCAGACUUACAAGCUAUAACCAAAUCAAUUCAAGAUACCUUGGCUAGAGCUGUUAAAACCUUAGAGAAUAAAAAAACAUCCUAUAAACAAAAAUCAGAUAAUGCAAAAAAGGUAGAAGAUAUUAUUAUCAAGCGAUUUUUAGAUGAGAUGCACAAGCAAAAUCCUGAUAUUGAUCCUAUCAAGAAAGAAUCCAAACCUCGCAAGACAAAACAGAAGGAUACUUCCACUUCUGGUAAGUCCAGAAAUAAAUUAACUCGUGUAGAACAGUCUCUCCAAAAAAUUGUAUUAGAUAUGCUUGAAAAAGCUUUACCUGCACAUUGGUUAGAGAAACUGAAAUCAGAAAUUGAAAAUCCAUCCAAGCCCUUUAGGGGCGACCCUAUGAGUCAUAUAUCUCCAUCUACCAAAAAAUCUGAUUAUAAUGAUUAUCGAGAACCAUCCCCCGAGAUUGAAUUAUUUCCUCAAUAG